Molecule: messenger RNA, 2323 nt
Organism: Tarenaya hassleriana
Lineage: Eukaryota; Viridiplantae; Streptophyta; Magnoliopsida; Brassicales; Cleomaceae
Exons: 11
Coding region: 282-2105 (607 amino acids)
Source: RefSeq, a predicted model, not a curated record
UGACCAAACUUUAGAGAGAAAAAAAACUGAAGCUUUGAUUUUUUUUUCUUCUUCCUUCAAUGUCGUUGAACACAUUCGACGAUACUUGAAUCUCACUCCCUCUUCGUCUCCUUAUCUUCAUUCUCUCUCUGUUUCUCCGAUUUCGUCUGGCGAAUCUGCUUUUCUCUUCUCGUUCCGGUGAUAAAAAUCUCGGAUUUCUGCGACGAAUUUCUCUCUUUCCGUUGUCUGUUUUGGUGAGAUCUUCGCGUUUUAGGGUUUUUGUUCUCGUUCGUGUUCUCGGGAUGAUGAAAGCUUCAAUCGGGAGGUUGAGGAGAUUCGCAUUUCACAAGGUCGAUGCGAAGGACAAGGGAGAGUUUUUGCCGACGGCACAGAUUGACGAGCUCGCCCGAGCAGCCAAGGAUAUGCAAGACAUGAGAGAAUGCUAUGAUAGAUUACUCUCUGCAGCCGCUGCUACUGCUAAUAGUGCAUAUGAGUUCUCAGAAUCGUUGGGGGAAAUGGGUUCUUGUUUGGAGAAAAUUGCACCACACAGCGAUGAAGAAAGCGGUAAAAUCUUGUCAAUGUUGGGUAGAGUUCAGUUUGAUCUGCAGAGACUCGUUGACAACUAUCGCACAAAUAUAUUCAAGACGAUUACACACCCCUCGGAAUCGCUUCUCAACGAACUUAGAACUGUCGAGGACAUGAAGCGGCAAUGCGAUGAAAAGAGAGACGUUUUCGAGUAUAUGAUGGCUCACGUGAAAGAGAAAGGGAGGCCGAAAGGGAAAGGAGAGAACUUUGUGUCGCAUCAGUUACAAGCCGCUCAUAACGAAUUCCAUGAUGAGGCAACAUUGUGCCUUUUUCGAUUGAAAUCUCUUAAGCAAGGACAGUCUCGAAGCCUUCUCACACAAGCAGCCCGCCACCACACUGCUCAGAUGCGUAUGUUUCGAGAUGGAAUAAAAUCUCUUGAGGCCGUUGAACAACACGUUAGGAUCGCUGCGGAGAAGCAACAUAUUGACUGCGAGCUCUCUGUUCAUGGAAAUGAAAUGGAAGAUAACGAGGAUGAUGAUGAUGAUGACCAAUGCAUUAACGAAGACAGGGAACUCAGUUUUAACUGCGGAAUGAGCACUCGGAGAGUGGAAGCUCUCUCUACGCCUCGGAGCUCGAUGAAGGCCGAGGAUGCAGACCUCUCGUUUCCACGCCCUUCAGCAACAGAGCCUGCAACGAUGUAUGCAUAUAAAAAGGAAGAACACCAAGCUUCGAGCCACGAUCACAGAGCGAGCAGCCAUUCAGCCCCAUUGUUCUUGGAGAAAAAACCCGAUUUAACAGAUAGGUUGAGGCAGAUGAAUCCAUCCGUCAUGGCCCAGGCUGCGAAUGCAUAUGUAUUACCUACCCCGAUUGAUUCGAGGUACAAUCCAGCUCCCCAAACUUCAAAUGCAAAACCCACUAGCCAAAGUGGAAAUAUAUGGCAUUCAUCACCGUUGGAACAUAUGAAGAACGGGAAAGAUACCGAAAACAGCAAUAAUAUCUCUACCCGAUUACCCCGUCCCUCUGUAGAACGGGAAUCCAACGAUGUGGCUGCAUCCCAGAAAGCAGCAAGGCAUGCGUUUUCCGGGCCACUUGUGAGCAAACCCUUCUCAGCGAAACCCAUUUCCACGGAGACAUUCUCGGGUGCAGUUUCCCGAUUGCCAGUCCCGACACCUGUUGCCAUGGUUCCUCAUCAGUCAUCUUCUUCUCCAAAGGUAUCACCUGGUGCUUCACCGCCACUCGCAUCUCCCCCUCGGGUUAGCGAGCUCCAUGAGCUCCCGACCCCCCCGCCUCCAUUGCUACCUCGACAUCGUCCAAAGUCUUCUGCUCUGGCCGGUCACUCGGCUCCUCUUACUGCAUGGAGCCAAGACAGCAAAAGUACAGUUCCAUCAUCAACCAGCAUUGUCGCCUCACCUCUUCCUGUUCCGCCAUUGAUCGUCCCGAGAAGCUUCUCUAUACCUUCGAGAAACCAGAGAACCAUGGCUCAAGGCCUGCCCGAGAAGAACCAAGACGCUGUAGCGUCCCCGCCAUUAACACCGAUGUCCCUAAUGAACCACAGAUCGCCAUCUCGAGCUCAGACAGGUCAAGCGAGAGGGGGAAGCUGAUGCAAGUGAAGCGGGAACGAGAAAUGGUGGUUGUAGAGAGACAGAUCCAUUUAGUAAAUAUAGAGGUUGAUAUUUGUAUUCUUUAGUUGGUGAAAUCUUCUCCCAAUGUAAAUCUGAAACCAGAUGUUUUUCUUUGAUUCCUUUUAUCCCUUCUCCUACAAAAAAACACUAUGCCCUUUUUCCAAUCUUUAGAUGUAGAUUGUGUCAUAAAUUCAUGA